Messenger RNA from Priapulus caudatus, 1373 nucleotides. RefSeq names its product THO complex subunit 6 homolog. The coding region runs from base 1 to 1029 and encodes 342 amino acids. The transcript has 9 exons. Gene Ontology annotation, cellular component: transcription export complex; THO complex. NCBI's taxonomy places the organism in Eukaryota, Metazoa, Priapulida, Priapulimorpha, Priapulimorphida, Priapulidae. The record is from RefSeq and is a predicted model, not a curated record. Gene Ontology annotation, biological process: mRNA export from nucleus. Gene Ontology annotation, molecular function: protein binding.
AUGGCGGCCCCCAUUCCCAAAGAUGGUAAGCAGUCUGAUCCACGGUAUCAACUAUUCACUACAGUGUAUACAACAUGCUUUUCUCCAUGUGGACGUUAUCUGGUAGCGGGUAACAACUUUGGAAAAAUAGCUGUCUACAGCUUGUCUUCUGCACUAAGCCCUGAUGCUACAGAAGAAAACAAGGCACCGCUAUAUAUCUACAGAGCUCAUGACGGACCAAUAUACAGUUUCUCAUCUACAGACACAUUCCUGAUAAGUGCUGGCACACGGGAUGUCCUUGGCUGGAAGUGGAAGGACUUAAUAGCUCGGGAGCCUAAAGUUGCGUGGGUGCUGGCAAUACCACGGGGGGAUGGAUUUGAAAGCCCAGAGACGAACGCUCUUGCAUUGUCUAACACGAGCAAUGGAACACAAACUUUGUAUGCAGGCUGUGGCGAUAACAACAUAUACGGCUGGGAGCUUGACACAGGCACUUGUGUGAUGACAAUGAAAGGGCACUCGGACUUUGUCCAUUGCCUUGCAACAAAGAACUCAGGAAACGAGCUGGUUUCCGGUAGUGAGGAUGGCUCUGUGCGCAUAUGGGAUCCUCGAUGCCCAGAAGAACACGUGCAGAUGUUUGAGCCGAGCAAACAUGAUGUGUGUUCGCGACCGAAACUCGGACCGUGGAUCUCAUGCGUGGCGGCGGACCCGAGUGAUGACUGGAUCGUCUGCGGUGGCGGCCCCGCGCUGUCGCUGUGGCACACACGUUCGUUGUCGACGGUCGCCGCCACGUUCCCGACACCCGACGCCUGCCAGUUCCGCGCGCUCUUCAACGAAGAUGUGCUGUUGUCAGGUGGUAGCCAGCCUUCUGUGAUGCACUGGGACCUCAAUGGCGCUCAGACAGCAAAGGUUCCAGUGUCGCCUCCCUGCGUGUACGACAUACAGAUCAAUGCUGCGUCGGACCAGAACCAGGUGAUGGUCGUAGCAGGCAGCAGCUACAAGAUUGACGUCUGCACCAACUACCACUACAAGGCAUUCUCUCUCACGUUCUGAGCUCAGCUCGUCGAUGUAACGAUCACAGCACUUGCCGUGCGGUGAAUUGCUCCAAGUUUUCUCAUCGCCAUCGUGUAGCAAUUACAUUUGUAGACUAUACUUCAGAUUCGUUUGAUUCCCCACUAGAGGGCAUGAAAUGUUAUCGUUACCGGAGCGCACUUACUGUAUAAAAUUGCCAGACUGCUGUUGGGUCGUGGCACAUUAAAUUUGUCCCGAUGCACAUUAAGCUGUGUGGUCAUAAUUUUCUACGUAUAAUAAGUUUUGUAGUGAUAAAUUGUCUACAAUGUCUGUAUUGUAAAGAUCAGUAUAUAAACUAGGUCAACCUUUCUUGUAUACAACAUUAA